Magallana angulata is the source of this 3085-nucleotide messenger RNA. Its product is annotated as elongation factor 2-like. Bases 155 to 2683 code for a protein of 842 amino acids. Gene Ontology annotation, molecular function: GTP binding; translation elongation factor activity; GTPase activity. The record is from RefSeq and is a predicted model, not a curated record. Gene Ontology annotation, biological process: translational elongation. Lineage: Eukaryota; Metazoa; Mollusca; Bivalvia; Ostreida; Ostreidae. Gene Ontology annotation, cellular component: ribonucleoprotein complex; cytosol. The transcript is spliced from 12 exons.
GAAAUGUACCAGGGAUAUAUAAGGACGUUGGCGCGGGAUUUCUAGUUAACAGAAAUGUGAACCAAAACGAUCACCUCUUCGGAGAAAUUUAUCUUACGGCCCUAAAGGGCGAGUGUAGUGCUGAACGACGCGCAGAGGAGAAAACGAAAUCAAAAUGGUGAAAUUUUCGGAAGAACAAUUACGGCGGGUGAUUUCCCGGCCAAGUCAGAUUCGGAAUAUCUCGGUGAUUGCCCAUGUUGACCAUGGUAAGACCACCCUCACCGAUUCCCUUCUGUCCCGGGCGGGGGUCAUUUCUGCCCAGCAUGCUGGAGAAAAGUGUGCCAUGGACACAAGAAAGGAUGAACAACUCAAGGGAAUAACCAUUAAGUCGACGGCCAUUUCUCUCUUUUACGAAGUGGAGACUAGCAUGUUACCCAAGGCGCAUGCUCAACAGGAGGGGGAGGAAACCCGCGAGUACCUCGUCAAUCUGAUUGAUUCCCCUGGUCACGUGGAUUUCUCCUCUGAAGUGACGGCUGCGCUGAGAGUGACAGACGGAGCCCUCGUUGUGGUAGACAGCAUCAGUGGUGUGUGCGUUCAGACAGAGACGGUGCUCCGACAAGCUCUAGCGGAGAGAAUCAGACCGGUUCUGAUGAUAAAUAAGCUGGACAGGUGUAUCUUUGAGACCCAGCUGGAACCCGAGGAGCUUUACUGUAAACUGCGAGACACAAUCGAACACGUGAAUGUCAUCUUAUCCACGUACAGCGAGAACGAUAGCUCAUUGGCUGACACAAGGUUGGACCCCUCUUUGGGAAAUGUCGCUUUUGGAUCCGGUUUGCAUCGUUGGGGGUUCACACUGCGGCGGUUUGCUAAGAUGUACGCAGCCAAACUCGGAACUGAUGAGGAGAAACUCAUGAAGAAACUGUGGGGAAAUCAUUAUUACAACCCAGACACCAGAAAGUGGAGCCAAACCGGUGGGGAAGGUUACGUCAGGGGUUUUAACAAAUUCAUUCUGGAACCUCUGUUUAAGAUGCUAAAAGCAACAAAGUCCAUGGAAAAAGAGGACAUAUUCAAGCUGACCGAAAAACUAGGCUUGAAACUUACCACCGAAGAGCGGUCACUAGAGGGAAAGGAAUUCAUGAGGAAUGUGAUGAUGAAAUGGCUACCGGUGGGUGACGCCAUGCUGGAGAUGAUCAUCGUUCACCUCCCUUCUCCCUGUGUUGCCCAGAAAUACCGGACAGAGAUUCUGUACGAAGGCCCCAACGACGACGAAGUAGCUGUUGCAAUGAAACAGUGCAAUGCUGAUGGACCCCUCAUGGUUUACAUCUCCAAAAUGGUACCUUCCACUGACAAAGGUCGCUUCUUUGCCUUCGGGCGAGUCUUUUCUGGCACCCUAUCCUCGGGAAUGAAAGUCCGCGUCAUGGGUCCUCAGUACGAGCCCGGGAAAUCCCACGAUCUGUUCCACAAGACCAACCCCCGGGCCGUCAUCCUGAUGGGCAGCAAGAUCACCUCGGUGGGUGACGUCCCGUGCGGUAAUAUCGUGGGUAUUGGAGGAAUAGACAAGUUCCUUGUCAAAUCGGGAACCGUGACAACUUUUGAGAAAGCCCAUAAUAUGAAGGUGAUGAAGUUUUCGGUGAGUCCAGUGGUUAGAGUGGCUGUAGAAGUAGUACAGGCCAACGAUCUACCCAAACUUGUGGAAGGUCUUCAGCGAUUGGCUAAAUCCGACCCCAUGGUGCAGUGUUCCUUCGAAGCUGGACAGCAUAUAGUUGCUGGCGCAGGGGAGCUCCAUCUUGAAAUCUGUCUAAAAGACCUGGAGGAGGAGCUAGCUUGUGUGCCAAUCAGAAAGUCGGAGCCUGUCGUCAGCUACAGAGAAACCGUCUCACAAAAGUCAAGUCAAGUUUGUCUAUCAAAGUCCGGAAAUAAACACUGCAGGGUGUACAUGACAGCCGAACCAAUGCCCGAUGGUUUGCCGGAAGAAUUUGACUCUGGAAAAGUAACGGGAAUGAAAGAUGUCAAAGAGCGAGGAAAGUUUCUGUCCGAGGAAUUUGGAAUGGACUCUCACCAAACAAGGAAAAUCUGGUGCUUUGGCCCCUCCACCUCGGGGCCCAAUAUGCUGAUGGACGUGACCAAGGCCUGUCAGUAUCUGCACGAGGUCAAGGACACAGUGGUCGCCGGCUUCCAAUGGGCGACGGAAGAGGGUGUUCUAUGUGAAGAAAACAUGCGAGGAGUACAGUUUAACUUGGAGGAUCUUGUGGCUCACUCAGACCCCGCCCACCGCAAGGGGGCUCAGAUGAUCCCGGCGACCAGAAGGUGUCUCUUUGCCUCCUUCCUGACAGCUAGUCCCCGAAUACUGGAACCCGUCUACCAGGUCGACAUCGAUGUUCCGCCAUCAGUAAUGGGCGGGGUUUUCAAUGUGUUGUCAAAGCGACGAGGUCAUGUGAUCGAAGAACAGCAGAAAUCGGGUUCACCUAUGUACAGCAUCAAAGCCCAUCUUCCUGUUAACGAAUCUUUCGGUUUCGCUGCGGAGUUGAGAGGACAAACUGGUGGGCAAGCCUUCCCACAAUGCGUCUUCGAUCACUGGCAGUUGCUUCCCGGCGAUCCUCUUGAGCAGACGACACGUGCAGGAGCCGUGGUAACAAACAUACGUCAGAGGAAGGGACUGAACCCUGUCAUACCAAAGCUAGAUAACUUUUUGGACAAACUUUAAUUGACAAAAUUAUUAUACAAAUCCUGGUAAAACUUAAAAAUUACUUUAAAAAGAGACAUGUAUACAUCGCUGAAAGUGUGAAAUAUUGAAAAAAUAAAUGAAAUAUAAUAAUUACAGAACAUAUAAUUAUGUGUUGUGUUUUAUUUAGCCAUUGACAAGACUUUUAGAAAAAAUAUUUUUUUUUCUAAACCAUGUGUUUAAAGCCAAAUCUGUAUGUCGAAUUUUAAAAUUUUAAAUACAUGUAUGAUAAAUGUACAUGUAUUAUAUAGCAUGUUUUUAGAAAGAAAAAAUAUGAACGAUCAAUCUAUCCAAAUGAGGUUCCACACAAUCAAACAGUAUCGGCAUUGAUUUCAUGUAUAUACAUCGCUGAAAGUGUGAAGUGUUACAAAAAUAAAUAAAAUU